GUCGGUUUGUCGAUUAAUCCCCAACGGAUCACCCAACCCAUAAAAACCCCAGCCAAAGUUCCGAAGUCACCUCCGGCGAAGUCGGGAACCUCUUUUCCCGGCAAGCCCUCGCUUUCCUGCCUUCCUGGAAAAUUUGCUGGAAAAAUCUCUCCGAAACAUUCAUGCCAUACAAUCAGGUGCAGCGCAGCAGGUUGCCGUAUAUAUAAAAUAUUCCCUUGGUUUUUUUUACAAAUUUUAAUUCAUUUCCCUAUUUUUACCUUUCUUGGUCGUCGUAUUUGGACAUGUUCAGUUGAGUGAAAAGUUUGAAACUUAUAUAUGGAUCACUUACCUGAUCAGCCACACCCUCCUGGCGUUGAGCCUCUAUCGAAAUUCUCCCCAAACUCUGCUAGUUUAGUUCCAUCUGUCCCAUGCCGCCAGAAGCUAUCUGAGAGCACUGUGCAACCAUACUACUUGCAUCAUUCAGGAAUCAAUACCUUUCCUCUGCCCCCAUCUGAUGCAACAGUUUUACCUACCACUCAAAACUACUAUUCACAUGUUACUCAAAUUGCUCAAUUUAAUCAUGCUCCAAAUGCUCCUCUUUUAACAGGGAAUAUUCCAAAUAACUUUCAAAAUAGCAAUAUUAGCAUGCCAAACACUCAAACCUUUAGACAAGAGGUUCCCAGCUCAGCAGAUUCACCAGGAGUUUUGUAUAGCAUCAUGCAACCUUAUAUAGAAAAUAAUGUUUCUCAGCCACAACCAGUAAGUGUAGAGGGUCCGCCCCACCAAAGUCUGACUCUGUCCAAUGAAAUGUACAUGCUGGCUAAACAGGCAAAGGAAACUGGUGCUAAUGAGAAGAAACAAGCGAAGUGUGGGGAACAUGAUCAUCCAAGCCAAUCUGAAGGGCCUGGUUCCAUUGGAUUGUUGGAUACAUGGCAAGAUAAGCUGUUUAUUGCAAACCAACAUGAUGUGAGCUUCAGGGAGCAGCAAGCACAAAAUGAAACUGAGAUGGGUAAGAAAAAGUCCUGGCAGGACAAUGACCGAAGUCCUAGAGAAACAUCAGCUAAUCUGAUUGCUCAUGUUGAUCAAAAAGAAAAUCAAGCAACUUCCUCAGUAGUUUCUCAGGAGUAUGGUAGUCAUAUUCUUUCACAAGAGAGAACUAGUUACCGAAGGUUGCAAGUAGGAAAUGCUAGUGAUAUUGAUGUUGCUGCCCAGGAUGCUGUCCUGCAUGAACAAGAGAUUGCCACUCAGAAGAUUAUACAGAGUCAGAGACAAGCAAGAGGAGCUAGUGGACCUUCCGAGGAUUUGACAGACCUUCUCUCAGGGCGUCAUAAUCCUAAUGCUAUAAAGGAGCAUCUGCUGAAGAUGACUACAGAUCAUCGUGCAGAAAUGGCCUUAAAACGUGGGAAGCCUGCCCUUUCCGAGGAAGGUAACCUAGAAAUUGGAAAUGGAUAUGGUGUACCAGGUGGAGGUGCUUAUGGUGUUUCAAGGGCUAAUGUUACUCCUAAGAAUCUGGGUGUCACCGAUGAAAUUGAUGAUAAAAAUUCAGAAGUUGAUGGAGAGUCUGCACAAAAGCAUGUCACAAAAGAGUUGCCUGAGUAUCUCAGGAAGAAGUUAAGGGCAAGGGGUAUUAUAAAGGACAACAAAACAAGAGAGGAUCCUGCAGUGACUGAUAAUAAGAUGGAGGCCCAACCAACUCAAACCAUGCCCUUUGGAAAGUUGCCUAUCGGAUGGGUGGAGGCAAAGGACCCUGCAAGUGGUGCUUUGUAUUAUUAUAAUGAAAAUACUGGGAAGAGUCAAUGGGAGAAGCCUGCCAUGAAGAUUUCUUUUGGUACAGAACCUGGCUCGCAUUUGCCUCUUCCAGAUGAUUGGCAGGAAGCAUUGGAUGAAACAACAGGUCAGAAAUAUUACUACAAUACGAAGACCCAUGUAUCACAGUGGACACAUCCUGAUCCAUCUCAGCUGUUUGCUUCCCAACAGACAGGCAGCAUGGUUUUGAGUGAUGCAUUUAGUGCAAUUCAGGAUAAUCAGUCGAUGCUAAAAAGAUGUAUGGGAUGUGGUGGUUGGGGGGUGGGCCUCGUGCAGGUGUGGGGUUAUUGUAAUCAUUGUACACGAAUUCUCAACCUUCCUCAAAGCCAUUGCCUGUCAUUCAGUUUGAAUAGCCAACAGCAGACCAGAGACACCGCAAAUAUCAAAGAGGAUUCUAACAAAAUGGUUUCAAAGCAGAGGGCCAAUUUGAAACCCCCAAUGGGAAAAUUCAAUAAAAGAGACAGCAGGAAACGUGCCUACACUGAAGAUGAUGAGUUGGAUCCAAUGGAUCCAAGUUCUUAUUCAGAUGCUCCACGUGGUGGCUGGGUUGUAGGCCUGAAAGGGGUGCAGCCACGAGCAGCUGAUACGACAGCAACGGGUCCUCUCUUUCAGCAGCGUCCAUACCCUUCACCUGGAGCUGUCUUACGAAAGAAUGCUGAAAUUGCUUCUCAAAGCAAGAAACCUAGCUCUCGGUUUACACCCAUAUCCAAGAAAGGGGAUGGGAGUGAUGGACUUGGUGAUGCUGAUUGAAAGAAUCUCUAAACCAUCAUGCUUUAGUAGAGCAAACCUCAUCUUCAGUACUGCAGCUGCAUUUAGCCAAUUUGCACAAGUAUAUUGAGAUGUAGAAAGCUUCAUGUUUGUUGUGCUUCUUGACCACAGGGCUCCUAUAUAAUUGCGCCCCAUAUCUUGUCAAUAUAUAAAUUGUAAGCUUAUAGCGACCUGUAUUGCAAGCCUUCUGCAAAUGGGUUUUCAGUUUCUGUCUGAAGGAAAUCUUUUUGCGCACUCACAGUGCAAAAAAAAAGAGUCAAAAAGUAUUUGGGUUUUGCAUGACAAAUCUAGUGACCCAUGUGAAGAACAAACUGUGUCUGCUACACUUGUCCAGAGGCUUGAGGCAGAUGGAGAAACAUUUGUGAGUGCAUGGAGUUCCAUUCAAGGGAAGGCCUAUAGCCUACAAGGUAAGCAUGUGCGGCAGAUAGAAAAUGAUAUUGACCAGUACAUAAUUCUGUGACUUUUCAAAAGAUUGCAUUAUUUUCCUUGAAGAUUGACAUGAGGCUAUUCUAACGUGUUAUAUGUCACAAUGACUCCUUGAAAUAGAAGGAAUAUCUCUAAUUCUAGCUGGCUAGCAACAAAUAUGGUGUGGCUGAGGUUGUAGUUGAGGUAUCAAUCCAUUUGCAGUUUCUGAAAGCCAAAAAAAGGUGUGUUUAUUUUGUUCCUCAUUAGCUAUUAAAUCUGUCUCCAUGCUUGUUUAGUUGUUCAGAACAAUCUGAAUGUCAACAUUUUAAGUAUCAUCACUUUUCGUUUGAUGGAGGAAGGUUCUAUGAUGGAUGUAAUGAGUAUCAUAGAAUUACCUCCCCGCAUUCUUAUAUUUAUGUUUAAAUUCAUAUUAAAUUGUUUCCGAAUUGUCAUUUC
This is a messenger RNA of Malania oleifera, 3414 nucleotides long. RefSeq lists its product as uncharacterized. Gene Ontology annotation, biological process: alternative mRNA splicing, via spliceosome. Gene Ontology annotation, cellular component: nuclear body; cytoplasm. The coding region runs from base 316 to 2535 and encodes 739 amino acids. The transcript is spliced from 14 exons. Gene Ontology annotation, molecular function: ribonucleoprotein complex binding; protein binding. The record is from RefSeq and is a predicted model, not a curated record. NCBI's taxonomy places the organism in Eukaryota, Viridiplantae, Streptophyta, Magnoliopsida, Santalales, Ximeniaceae.